AUGGAUGUUGAUGUGGCUACGGAAAUCAUGAGCGGGCUACCUGUGCGGUCACUUUUACGAUUCAAAUGUGUUUCAAAGUUAUGGAUGACAUUGAUUUCCGACCCUUACUUUUCGAAGAAGCAUCUCAAUCAUGCCAGGAAUGAUGGUAAUUCCCAAAAAAUUCUUGUUCACAUAUUAAACCCAAGAUAUGAUGAAUUUUCCUUGUAUUGUUCUUCUUUAUCGUCAGUUCAACAGAUUGAGCGCGUACAAAAACUUGAUUUUCCUUGUAAUGAUAAACCAUGGCGUUACUCAUUAUAUUGUUGUUGCAAUGGCAUGGCGCUUAUGGGGUUUUGUAAUUAUCCCGAUAAACACUUCCAACUUUUGCUAUGGAACCCUUCCACGAGAGAAUUAAUAGUACUUCCCGAUCCGAAAAUUCUUCCAAAGGACUAUUGUACCUGGGAAUUGGGAUAUGACUCGGCUAGUGAUGACUAUAAGAUCCUUAAGAUUGAUGACAAAUCAUGCAGUGAAAUUCUCGCUCUGAAAAGUGGUUCCUGGAGAUUACUUGAUAAGCAUCCUAUUGACGCUCACCCUAUGCUUAAAUCUACCGGCUCUUUGGUAUGUGUCCAUGGGGCAUUUCAUUGGCUCAUUAGAUCGUUGACGAAAUAUUAUGUGAUGUCAUUUAGUAUUACAGACGACGUGUACAGAGAGAUACCUUUCCCAGAACAACUCUACUCAAAUUGCUUGUUGGGACGGGGCGUUUCAGAAUUGGGAGGAAUGUUAUGUGUUUAUUCUGGUACAGAUGUCAUUUUUAAAAUUUGGGUAAUGAAAGACUAUGUCAACGAAUCUUGGACUAAUUCGUUUAUUAUACUAGCUACCAAUAUUCAAUCAGCCAUACCGAUAUAUAUGUUUUCGGAUGGAGAAGUGCUACUGUGUUGUGAAGAUUUGCAUCGUAUUUCUUAUGUCUUUAGGACAUCCAAAGGACCGUUUGGAUUAUGGCCUCAAUCUGAUGUCGUUCAGAAUGGAUUUGUUUACACAGAAAGUUUGAUCUUCCCGAAAUUAAUUAGUUAG
This is a messenger RNA of Solanum tuberosum (potato), 1047 nucleotides long. Its product is annotated as F-box protein CPR30-like. The record is from RefSeq and is a predicted model, not a curated record. The coding region runs from base 1 to 1047 and encodes 348 amino acids. Gene Ontology annotation, molecular function: protein binding. Lineage: Eukaryota; Viridiplantae; Streptophyta; Magnoliopsida; Solanales; Solanaceae. The transcript has a single exon.